Molecule: messenger RNA, 2255 nt
Organism: Physella acuta
Lineage: Eukaryota; Metazoa; Mollusca; Gastropoda; Physidae
Product: leukocyte elastase inhibitor
Molecular function (GO): serine-type endopeptidase inhibitor activity
Source: RefSeq, a predicted model, not a curated record
UAAAUAAUCUAAAAAUAAAAAUUAGUCAAACCAAUGUUUAGUAUUUGGACUAGGCCGACAUUACUGUCUCUAAAUUCAACUAACCUGUAGUCUAAUCCAAAUCUAGAUCUAGAUUAGAUCGAGAUCUGCUUACCUGUGUGUGUUGUUGUUGUAGUGUACCCCUCCUCAAGGCUCACCGGCUCAGCCAAAAGUAAGAUUAAGUGUGAUAGAAAGCGUUUAGCCAAAAUGGAUGUUCAACUAGUUUCAGCUGCCAACAACAAAUUUGCUUUGGACCUCUUCAAGAUUCUCUACGACGGAAACCAGAACCAAAACACGUUUGUUUCACCUUUUAGCAUUUCUGUUGCUCUGGCCAUGACCCAUUUAGGAGCUCGCGAGGAAACAGCUCAAGGAAUGGCUAAAGCCUUGCGCUGGGAGACAGAUGACGAGGCUAAACUCCAUGAGCAGUUUCAGGCUUACGUCACACAGCUACAGACACCAAACGAUCAAUACCAGCUGUCAACUGCCAAUAGAAUCUACAUAGAAAAAAGCUAUGCAGUUUUAGACGAGUUCAAAAACAAAACAAAGAAGUGUUACCUCGCAGAGGCAGUGAGUUCAAAUUUUGUGAGUGAUGCUGACAAUGAAAGACUUCAGAUCAACAGCUGGGUCUCAGAACAAACAAAAAAUAAAAUCAAUGACUUGCUGGCCCCUGGUGUUCUUGAUGCACUCACUCGCAUGGUGCUUGUUAAUGCUAUUUACUUUAAAGGCAACUGGGACAAGCAGUUUGAAGUAGAGAACACCAAACCCAAGCCAUUUAAAGUAGCCCCAGGACAGACCAAAGAUGUGCCCAUGAUGACAAUGACUCAUAACUUCCCCUACAUUGUAGAUGAGGAACUUAAGUGCACUGCUCUUGAGAUUCCAUACAAAGGGAGAGAACUAGGAAUGGUUAUUAUUCUUCCUGAUGAAGAUUUUGGCCUUCAGACACUAGUGAAUAGUUUGACAUCUGAGAAACUGGACGACCUUCUUAGCCAAGUCAGAGGACCAAGAGGGAAAGUCAAUUUCUCAUUCCCUAAAUUUGAGGUGACCAGCAGCUUCCAGCUAAAAGAUCCCUUGUCUAAACUUGGCAUGGCUCAUGCUUUUGAUGCUUCAAAAGCCAAUUUCAGUGGCAUAUCAGGGGUGAACAACCUGGCCGUAUCUGCCGUUGUUCACAAGGCCUUUGUUAAGGUCAACGAGGAAGGGACAGAGGCGGCUGCUGCUACUGCAGUUACCGUGAUGCUGUGUUCGAGUAGCAUAUCCAUGAAACUUCCUGUGGUCACUGUUGACCACCCAUUUUUAUUUGUUAUUCGAGAUCAUCGGGCCAAUGGAAAUAUUUUAUUUUUGGGCCAAGUUUCUGAUCCUGAUCUCAAGCAAUAAGUUAAAUCUUAACUUCAUUGCAACUUUUUAAAUUUAUCUCUUGAAAUUGUUUUAUUGUGUUCAGUCUUUAUGUUUGUCACAGUUUUCUCAUAAAAAAGUUUCUCACAUAGAUUAGAACCCAUGUUUUCUUAGUAAUAACAAUUUCACAGUUGUAACACUUUGAGCAGAAAAAUGGUCACUUUUUUCGCUAGUCUUUCAAACAUGAUAUUAUACUUUUGGCUUUAAUUUUUAAUACUCCGUUCUUUCCUUUUUUUUUUUUUUAAGAAAUGGAAUAUAAGUGUACCUAUUUGCAAUUAUAAUCUUUACAUUAUGCAGCGUACUUUAAAAAUUGCAAUUUUGUUAUUUUGUCUUUUUUAAAUGUUUUGCAUUGUACGCCAGGGUUGUUCAGGGUAAUUUUAACUUUACAUCAAUGUAAAAAAAAAAAUAACAUCCAUUCUUAAUAAAUGAAUUUUUUAAAUAUAAUUAAGACAAUUGGUACUGAUACCAAAAUAAUAAAUUUAAUAAAUUAACUGAACCAGUUCUGUUUAUGGAACAUAAAAUGGUCAAAUUUUAGCUUUCUCACAGUUCUUUUAAUGGACAGAAUUUAUUAGGUCUGUUAAGUGUAGACUUAGAACAUGUGGAGUCAUAUGCUUAAGCCAUUCCUAAUUUUUAGAAUUGUAUUAGUAGUCUAGAAAAUUACAAUUUAUUUUAAGGUCACUUUAUUUGUUUCUGUUUAGAUAUAUAAUAAGACACCCCUGCCAAUCUCUGGGAUUUCUUGCUGGUUGUAGAAACAAAUGCAUCCACUUUGUGUAGUUCUCAUAUCGUUGCAACACCUAUGUACAAAGUUAAAAAUAAAUUUUACUUUAUAAAAUUUCAUUCCCACUUUU